Molecule: messenger RNA, 2368 nt
Organism: Mytilus californianus (California mussel)
Lineage: Eukaryota; Metazoa; Mollusca; Bivalvia; Mytilida; Mytilidae
Product: ornithine decarboxylase antizyme 2-like
Biological process (GO): positive regulation of protein catabolic process
Cellular component (GO): cytoplasm; nucleus
Molecular function (GO): ornithine decarboxylase inhibitor activity
Source: RefSeq, a predicted model, not a curated record
AUAAAUAGCUGAGGACUUCCGACGUGUUCAGAACAAAAUAAUAUUCGUUGCUCGUAGAAAGCUACGAGAAUCAAGGUAUGUUAAGGGCCGCCGAGGCAAUCGUUAUUGACGAAAACUUUGGCCCGAAAGCGAAAGAAGAAAAGGAGAAGAUGCCUGCUUUACACAGCACUCAGAUCAUGUCCAGUCAGCGGUAUUAUAUAUCACUGGGUCCAGGGCCUCUGUCGUGUUCCGAUGUUCCCCAUGCCGCCAGUGUGUCAUUCGUGACAGAGGGCAGCGGUGUGGGGGUUUCAACAGAGCCCCCUGUCAAUGCUAAAAGUCAGUUCACUGAUAAUCAGAUGUUCAAGAAUGGUGAUCGAAAGAUCAGCAUCAGUCUUUUGGUAGGAGCUCAAGUAGCCUCGAACUUGUGCUUCAAAAUAGUUUUGGCCGAUUCCAUUGAAGUUUGUUGGGAGACCGUCUUGAGUGACAAGAGGUUGUACGUUGAAGUCCCAAAUGGAAUCCUGCCAGAAGGAUCUAAAGAAAGUUUGGUCAGAUUGUUAGAAUAUGCCGAAGAAGUGUUAGGAUGUGAUGAUGUGGUCAUCUGUUUUAAGAAGAAUCGGUCUGACCAAGCUUCCUUGAUAAGGACCUUCAUGUUCAUGGGAUUCGCUUUAGCGCCACCUGGAGGAAAUGCUUCAAUUGGUAGUGCUGAUGUGAUCUUCAUGAUCUACAAUAUUGACCCAGGCGACUUUGAUGAUUGACAGCUUGGAGAUAAACGUCUGAUUUCAAUGAAUUAACUUUUAGCAUAUAUUUAGCACCGCCUGUCAGAUUCAUUUAAUUGAUGUUGUUUGUAUAUAUUGAACAAAACAUUUUUUUCACUUGUGAAUAUAUAAUCAUGUCAUUUGAUGUUUCUUUUUAGAAAAUGUAAUUUGUAAAUUUUGAAAUAGUACAGUAAAAAGUUGUAAAUUUGGAGGAAAAAAUGUCUUGAUUUCUUUUAUCCAACAUAAAGCAAAAUUUAUUGAGUUGAAUCUAAAUUAAUAUUUUGAUAGAAGCUUUUCACUUCAGCAGUCAAAAUUUUGUAUUUCAAGAAUGAUUUCUAAGAAAACACAAAUAUUUGAUAUUAAAUGUGUUUGGAACAAAAAAUAUACAUGUAUAUCCCUGUAGAAAAUUCCACCAAUGGCAUGAUUAUUUAUUUAAAUCAUCUAUGUUCUCUGUCACUAAUUAGACACACUAUAAUAAGUAUAUAAAAUCUUACAAAAAAAAUGAAAAAAAAAUGUAAAAGUUAAAAAAAUACAAAAAAACAAGGAAAGAUGUGAUGACUACUUUGUAAAGCAGGCAUGGAUAUUUUUUUUAUUGUACUUUUUUGUUUAAAUUGUAAUAUUUUUUUUUCUAUCAUUUCACAAAAAUGUUUCAGUUAUUAUUUUUAAAAGCCACAAUCUGUCCUUGUUUUAUAGAAUAUCAUAAUGUCAUACAAUUAUAAUGUGUAACAUUUUGAACUCAGAAAGUUGUAUCAAACGAGAUCAAAGGCAGAGAUUAAUGUAAAUUAACAAAGAUUGUGUAAAUAUACAUCAAAUUUGUUAUAAACUUACUACACUGUUUACUGGCAUUCUCUUAAAAAAAUGACAUUGUAAAAUGUCUUGAUGAUGGUUGAGAUUAAGUUUUAUUAAAAUCCCUGAGGUUUGAGGAGGUGUAAUGCAAGAGCAAUCAAAGAGAGAAGGGAUCAAAUUUACAUUGUAUAAUCUUAAAAAAGAUCUGAGAACCAAUUUACCAUACGAACAAAUCUGUGAUAAUGUUUUAUAUAAAAAAAAAACAAGGUCAGACUGUGUAUUGUUAUUUUGUUUUGCAGCAAUAAUAUCAAAGAAUUGUUGAUAAUCAUAUCGGAUAUAAUCCAUUCCAUAACAAUGGCUUCUACACGACCAAAUGCUUUUCCAAAUUGAAAUCUGAAUUUCAAUAAAAUGUGUAUGAGAGAGGAAUGGAGUUUUGCGUAAUGAUUGCCAUGUAUUGUGAAGUGUGACAUACUACAAACAAAUAGUUCUAUUAGAGGACAGUUUGUUGUUUCUAAAUUAUUAUGUUGCUUCUACAUGAGGGAAUUCCAUUUAGACCAUGAAAACAUUGGUUAUUAAAUGUUCUAUGUGAAUCCUUGGUUAACUGUAUGGUAAAAGUUCGAACCAAAAAUCUUGAUUACAUAUUUUGAUGAAAUACAGAUAUAUAAUCAAUAUUUUAAUUAUUUUCAUUUGAUUUGUAUUAUAACAGGUUAGUAUGUAAUGUGCCAAGCAUUCACAAUAAUUUUCACAGUUUGAAUUUUUCCAUUAGACUUUAGACAAUUUUACAUUUUUAACUCCCUAACCUUACAUUUAUUGAACUUUUUCUGGUAAUAAAUUUCAUCUAAGAAUUA